This is a messenger RNA of Siniperca chuatsi (mandarin fish), 6444 nucleotides long. Its product is annotated as rho-related BTB domain-containing protein 2-like. The transcript is spliced from 11 exons. Gene Ontology annotation, biological process: small GTPase-mediated signal transduction. NCBI's taxonomy places the organism in Eukaryota, Metazoa, Chordata, Actinopteri, Centrarchiformes, Sinipercidae. The coding region runs from base 554 to 2722 and encodes 722 amino acids. Gene Ontology annotation, molecular function: protein binding; GTP binding; GTPase activity. The record is from RefSeq and is a predicted model, not a curated record.
GAAUGCAUGAUGGGUGUAUAAUGUAUUUUAUCACACUCACAACAACAUAAACAUACUGUGAACUGUGAAAAUCCAGAUUAUUUUAAGGGGGAGGUUAAAAAAUCAUGUGUAGAACUGGAGGCCAGUCUAUCUCGGCUGCUAUGAGCUGUGGAAUGAGAUUUACUUUAAAGUGGAUCAGUGUUUUGUAAUGAAUGGGUUUUUUUCGUCGGUGCGCCUGCCUAUUAUUAGCUACGGAGGCCUUACAGUAAGUGGAGGUGGUUCCAUGACGGUCAGGGCUGCAGCUCUGCAUCGCACCGACAGACUUCAGAUCAGCGGUUGCAUUUUUUAGCAAUACAAUCGGAAUUAUCGUACUGAUCCAGAGGACCUUUCCUGAAACAUCUGCGGUCGGCCGCCUGUUUUCAAGCCUCGUUCACCUUGCCAGGAAGAUGAAGUUAAACACGAGCUGCCGUCAGGUGCAAGCCGCAUCCGAUGGAGCCCUGCUUAUUGUCUCGUUCAUCGACCAACCCCAUGCAGCACUUCCUUAUGUUGCGGAACAAGGACAGGGAACUUGUGAAUGGGCACAGGGAAGUCACGAGACCAUCCAUUGAUAGCUCUGCAGGGAGAACGAGCAGUGCAGAUGAGGUCCCAGUUGACAGAUUCUGAUAUGGACUAUGAGAGGCCAAACGUUGAAACUAUCAAGUGUGUGGUGGUAGGAGACAAUGCCGUUGGAAAGACCCGCCUUAUCUGCGCCCGGGCCUGCAAUGCCACACUGACUCAGUACCAGCUACUGGCUACACAUGUGCCCACAGUCUGGGCAAUUGACCAAUACAGAGUAUGCCAGGAGGUCUUAGAGCGUUCCAGAGAUGUGGUGGAUGAUGUCAGUGUGUCCCUUCGCCUCUGGGAUACUUUUGGAGACCAUCAUAAGGACCGGCGUUUUGCAUAUGGCAGGUCUGAUGUGGUGGUACUGUGCUUCUCAAUUGCCAACCCCAACUCUCUAUACCAUGUGAAGACCAUGUGGUACCCUGAGAUCAAGCACUUCUGCCCCCGUGCUCCUGUCAUCUUGGUGGGCUGUCAGCUGGACCUGCGCUAUGCAGACCUGGAGGCCGUGAACAGGGCACGGAGACCAUUAGCUAGACCCAUUAAAUCCAAUGAGAUUCUUCCUCCAGAGAGAGGCCGGGAGGUGGCCAAAGAGCUGGGAGUGCCAUAUUAUGAAACCAGUGUUGUUGCUCAAUUUGGAGUCAAGGACGUCUUUGAUAAUGCUAUCCGAGCUGCGCUCAUCUCACGCCGCCACCUGCAGUUUUGGAAAUCACACCUCAGAAAUGUCCAGCGGCCUCUCCUUCAGGCGCCCUUCUUGCCACCGAAACCUCCCCCUCCUAUAAUCACUGUGCCUCCUCCCCCAACCACCACAGAGGAGCAUCCAGUCGGUCUUCUGGAGGACCCACACUGUGCUGAUGUCAUCCUGGUCCUGCAGGAGCGACAGAAAAUCUUUGCACACAAGAUAUACUUGGCGACAUCCUCUUCAAAGUUCUAUGACCUCUUUAUUAUGGACACACAAAAUGAGGAGACUGAAAGACCCACUCGUGGUCCUCUCUCUGGCCGAGAGCUGCUGAUGCGUGCUGCUAGCUUUGAUGUUUGCGAGAGCACCGAUGAUGGAGACAGGGCUAACCUGAGGGCCUGCACUAGUGAUGGGACCCUGAAAGACUCUGAGGGGGGCCGACGGGGCAGAAUGCUCUCCUCUUGGAGCCGAGCCUUCGUCAGCAUCCAGGAGGAGCUGAUAGAUGACCCUGUGACGUACAGCCCCAGGCCCAUGACUGUAGUGCACAUGGACCAUUCCAUGCAGCUUGGCCCUUUCCGAGCAGUACUUCGCUACCUAUACACAGGUCAGCUAGACGAGAAUGAGAAAGAGCUAAUGCACAUUGCGCACAUUGCUGAGCUGCUGGAGGUAUUUGACCUGCGGAUGAUGGUGGCAAACAUACUUAACAAUGAAGCCUUCAUGAACCAAGAAAUCACCAAAGCCUUCCAUGUACGGCGCACAAACAGAGUCAAGGAGUGCUUGGCCAAAGGCACCUUUUCUGAUGUAGUAUUCAAGCUAGAUGAUGGGACGAUUAUGGCCCACAAGCCUUUACUCAUCUCUAGUUGUGACUGGAUGGCAGCUAUGUUUGGCGGGCCUUUUGUGGAGAGCUGCACCAAAGAGGUACUGUUUCCCAACACAACUCGCAGCUGUAUGAGGGCUGUGCUGGAAUAUCUCUAUACGGGGCGGUUUUGUUCUCGGACAGACCUGGAUGCAAUGGAGCUUAUUGUUCUUGCCAAUCGUCUUUGCCUCCCCCACCUGGUUGCCCUUACAGAGCUCUACACAGUAACAGUACUGACAGAGGCAGCGAUGAUGGGAGCUGACAUUGAUGGAGAUGUUCUGGUGUACUUGGAUAUGGCUCAGUUCCACGGUGCCCAACAGCUCACUGGCUGGUGUCUUCACCACAUCUGCACCAACUACAACAGUGUCUGCCGCAAGUUUCCCCGAGACAUGAAGGGCAAGUCUACAGAGAACCAAGAAUACUUUGAGAAACAUCGCUGGCCACCUGUGUGGUACCUGAAAGAGGAUGACCACUACCAAAGAGCACGCAAAGAGCGCGACAAGGAGGACUACCUGUACCAGAGACGGCAAUGUAAACGCAAGUGGCUCUUCUGGAACCUUCCUUCCUCCCCUAACUCAAACUCUUCCUCUGGCUCAUCCGCUGUCAUCUGACCAAGUGGUAAGGCCAGGUGGAUCAGGUGGAGGUCAGUGUGGAUGCGAGUUGUAAAAAGAUACAAUAGAAGAUAAGCACUACUGGCUAGGUAUGCCGCAGUUAGUCAGGCACACUGUUUCUCUUCCAGUUUGUUUGCCUCUGCAGUCAAACAACACUCCUCCAGGUUUGCAAGGUCAGCUCAAUCUGGCGGUUAAAGUAAUGAGUUUUGUUCCUUAGCUUUUUAGCUCGAUGUACAUGAGACUCAAACCUCAGUGAUACGAAGCUCACUGACAAAUGGCACAGUGUAACUGGCGCAAAUAACAACUCAUAUCGAUUGUCACAUGUUCCACUACCUGAGUUUUAAGUUUUAAAAAUAGGACUCUGCUGGCACAGAACUUUCCACCUAUGAUCAAUACUAUCAUCAAUUAACCUGAACUGAUAACCAAGUGCUGCUUAUCAGCUACAACAACCAGCAAUUCAACACAGAUCUUCUCAGUCUCAGAGAUAUAACACUUUGCCCUUAAGUGUUUGUACAAUCUACCAAACUAUGUGUACAGUAUGAUCUCAUCAACAGGAUGUAACAGUAGUAUAGCCUGCCAGGAAUAAGUUACUGAAGUCAUUCACUCUAAACAUGCUGAUUAUGAUCAUGUAUGCAUAAAUGAAAAUGCUGGCAAGUUUUUGCUCCUGUUUAUUUUUGUACAGUCAUUCUAUUUUUGAAUGUUUGUGCACAGCUUACACAGCUAAAAAUGAUGUGAGUCUGGACACACUCAGCAUUUACGUAUUGUGGUCGUAUGAUUUGUGGCCUCUUGUCACAAAAGGGCUUUAGUUUACAUGAAUGCGUUCAGUGUCCUGAGACACAAGAGAUCCCAAAUCAAGGAAAAUAUCUGUAUUUUCUGUAAAAUGCCAGCAAAAACAAAACCAGAUCACUAUUAUUUCCUGUGUUGCUUGAUGAGGCUUGUUAGCACACAUGUUUCCUGAGUCCUUCAGUUUUACAUUGAAUGGUUCCAUCAGAUGGUUCACUGUCAUCCCGGAAAGCAACACAUAAUGCAUCUCAGAGCCAAUAGCAGCAUUUCCACAGCUGAAGUGACUACGUGUACAUUACCAUCCCUCUGUGACGGUGCGUUUGACGCAUCUGUCACUGGUGGUGAUUUGGCCUUUAGAAAUGUAUCUUAUUUGAUCAGAGGAUGCCCCCUGACUGUCUGCAGUUGGCUGUGAAAGACUUGUACAUGCAGGAGGCUUCCUCAUGCCCUGGGUGAAGUCAUCCAUACUCUUCUACACACCUCGAGCACUUUCUGGACUCUUCUCCACAGAGACACACACAAGAACCUCCAGUAGCAGCAUCCUGGUGAUCGGCACUAAAGGCAAUAUGCUGUCAUGACACGCUGCGGCAAAUGUUAAAAAAGGAACUGAGGAGGAUACAAGACCAUGAUAUUUAAAAUGUUUCAAAGAGCGUUGUGAAGAGGUUUAGAUCAAAUCAUUUUUCUUGAUUUGUUUUGCACACCUCACAGUAUAUGUUCAAGAUUGUCAUCUACUGAGUGAUUGUAGGAUGGAUUUGUAAGCAUGGUGCUCAGUGAAGAUGGGCAGUAUUGUAAAUUGUACAAAAUAUCAGAUGAACUGCAAGCAACUUGCAUCACUCAUGUGCAGUUACCUAAUAUUGUGCACUGCAGGCAGUGAUCGUACAGUAUUACUGAGUAAUACAUAUACUGAAUAUAGACUUGACUUAUCCGACUUGCAUUUAGUUACUGUGCAGCUACAAACUGUUGUUGAAAAUAACCGAAUACUCAUUGUGCUGACCUCCAGUUACAUCUGGAAUAUACUGUAGUAUACACGCAAAUUAGAGGCAUUUCAAACAAACAGUUGACUAAUAGCAAAAUAGGAUUACAGUGCAAAGUAAAGUACACACAUGUUUAUAUAAAUUACAUUAUAAAGACGUAUGGUACAUCCAUAAAACACACCAUUGUUAUCAAAAAAGUAAAAUUCUGAUUGCAGCAUUUGCUUUUGCAGCAUAUGUUAAAGAAAGACUUGCUUUAAUCGUGCAUAUGAUUGGUUUUACUUUUCCAUACAGUUUUUGACUAGAUAGAUAUUUAGAGCCCAACAAAGAGCUUUAAACGAUUAAGUAGUAUCAGUCAAUUCAAAGACAAAAACAGUUUCUUGCUUGUAUUAACUCCUGACCUAAUGACUACACUGCAUGAACAGGGCUCGCCAAAAUAGAAUAAUAAAAUAAAAUUGUAAAAUAAAGUUUAUUCAUUGUCAUUUAAAGUGUAAGUUAUAGAUUAGUGGUAGUGCUGGUGCUCUAAGCAGUAGCUUUAAAUUGUUCUCAAUUGUCUAUUGCUGAGUAAACACAAGAACUGUCAUUUUUGAAUAUCUUAAGUGAUCAAAUCUUUUGGCACACAUGGUCAGACAUUAAGCAGAGGGAUGAGCCUCCAGGAGUAUUGUACUCUUUUAGAGCCAGCUUUAUCCUAAUUCAGGAUGUUUUCAUUUAUUAGACCAUCUGACUAAUUAAUUAUGCCCAGUUUUCACACAAAGUACAGUUUAUUGUAAUAGUUUAAAAUCAGGACGGUCUAUAUUGUUAUAAUUUGCCUUGGUGGUGUGCUUGAUAAAGUUCAUAGACAUGCAUUUCAUUCCUCAGUGCAUUUCAUUCCUCAGUUAAUCUUUAUUCUGAUGUUUUGCAUCAACACCUCAUGCCUUAAUGUACAGUGUAGUGUAUGGUAUUGAAUGUAAAGUAGUGUUACUGUGGUUACUAGUUUGUUUGCUAUAUGUUCAGUUACCAUGGUGCUCUCUAGGUUGUGUGUGUAUUUGUAAAUGUACAUAAUCCAUCAUUUGGAUGUAAAGCAAUCGAUGUAUGAUUCAGCGAGUUCGAUGAGUGUGCUUUAGUUUGAACCCUGCAUAGGGUUUAUGUUAUUUUAUAGUCAGUAAACACAAAACUAAUUAAAGGCCACACUAGACUAACAUAAUGACAAACCAUCAAUUUGUGACAUUAACCAUGAAAUGAAUGCAGGGAUUUCAAAUUAGUUUCAUUAUUUUAAAGUUGUUUUAUGCUAAUGAGCUCCAAUUUUGGAGUCUGCAUACUUGCUGAAAAAUGCUGAAAUAGCGUGGCCAUUGGAAGUUAGAUUGUAACUCAGACAUGUAAAUAUAAAUUGUGUGAUGACUUUCAGACUUGGCAUAGCAAUUGAUACAAGCUAUUGCGUAGUUUAACAUAGAUACUGUUUUUGUACUAUGCAUACUGAAAUGUCUGACUUUGAAACUACAAACUUGCACUGCUUUGUAGCACCAGGUUCAAAUUGCAUUAGAGGGUACAGCAACAUCAUUAGAUAUGUAGGCUAGACAACAUCAGGUAAAAAAAAAGGAUUAGAUCAUAAAUUUUUUUAAAAAGUUGUCACUGGGGCCCUUUUCCAUGUUUGGGUGCUAAUAUCACCGCUGCAGAGAAGCACAAACCAAAGGGAGCUUUAGCAGCACCAGGAAUAUAUUAUAUAUGCUGCACAAUCACUACUGCAUAGUUUAAGAGGCCUUGUUCAGAAAUGGUUGAAAAGUAAAUAAAGAAAAAAACAUAAAUCAAAAGAAAAAAAACUUGAAUGUUUUCUCAGUGUUCAAAGCCUAGAUGACAUUUUCCUUAGUCAUCAGGUAUUUUUGUUGUCAAGAGCUGUUUUUAUUGUUUGGGAGCUGUAAAUCUGAAAUUCUGUAGCAUGUGUUCUUGAAAAUGUGUAAAUAGUAUUUACUAAAUAAAAAAGGAGCGACAUGUGCA